AUGGCUAACUCACUCACUCAUCACGAUCCUAUCCUAUCCAAGUUCAUGCUGACAAUUCAAUCCAAUCUGCAGGGCGACACUCCCGUCCUCCGCCCUCCCCAUCGCGCAAACCUCCCCCUCUGGCUCGCCCUCCUCCUCAAGAAACAGCGCCGCGCCAACAUCGUCCCGCCCGCCUGGCUGCACCCGGCCUCGCUCGCCGAGAUCAUCCACUACGAGACCAAAGUCAAGCCCGACGCCUUCAGCAGCCCGCCUCCGCCGCCCGCCCACGCCGACGCCCGCGGCGUCGCCCAUCGCGCCAACUCGGACGACGACGGCAGCGACGUCGUCAUCCUCUCGCCGCCCUUCCUGCCCAGCUGCACCGCCGACGCCCCCGCCGGCCACCUGCCCUACCACUGGCUCGAGAUCGCCGAGGCGCUGCUCGCCCACGCCGCCGACGACAUGCCCGCCUCCGCCGGCGAGGUGCGCGGCCUGCUGCGCGACCUGGUCGAGGUGCGCUCCGCCAAGAUGCGCGCCAGCACGACGCAGCUCGAGAGCUUUGGCGGCGGCGUGAUGAACCUGCGGGGCGUGGGCUCGAUGGAGCUCGCGGAGAGCAGGGGGUUCGUGCUGGGCGUGGUGGACGGCGUGCGGAAGCUGGGCGCGAGCGUGGAGGCGAGUAGGCGGGAGGAGGAGGAGGAGGAGGAGAGGAUGGGCGGGAGGGACGAUGAGAGUGAUGAGGAUAUGGGCAUAUGA
Messenger RNA from Phaeoacremonium minimum UCRPA7, 729 nucleotides. Its product is annotated as putative dna replication complex gins protein psf2 protein. The record is from RefSeq and is a predicted model, not a curated record. The transcript has a single exon. NCBI's taxonomy places the organism in Eukaryota, Fungi, Ascomycota, Sordariomycetes, Togniniales, Togniniaceae. Gene Ontology annotation, cellular component: nucleus; GINS complex. Bases 1 to 729 code for a protein of 242 amino acids. Gene Ontology annotation, biological process: DNA replication; double-strand break repair via break-induced replication.